Messenger RNA from Seriola dumerili (greater amberjack), 1297 nucleotides. RefSeq names its product fibroleukin-like. NCBI's taxonomy places the organism in Eukaryota, Metazoa, Chordata, Actinopteri, Carangiformes, Carangidae. The transcript is spliced from 3 exons. The record is from RefSeq and is a predicted model, not a curated record. Bases 1 to 1071 code for a protein of 356 amino acids.
AUGAGGUUAACAGCACUGUGCGUAUGUGGGACCCUGCUGGCCUUUUUGAGCCUCUCUUGGACCACAGCAGACUCUGGUGAAGGAGACCUCCUGGGGGCUAAGGGAUUUGGGCCCUGCACUGCAACUCUGCAAAUUGAGGGGCUGUGCAGAGAGGGGCAGGAUGAGAACACAUGCCCCUACCUCUUCAGUCUGCCACCGCUGACUGUUCAUUUGCCAAAGCAGCUCGGAGAGCUGGAGAAGAUCAUGACGGAUCUGCAGAAGCUGAAGGACAAUGUGGAUCAACUGAGGAAGAUGUGUGCAGAUUGUACACCUAAAUCUAACCAAGUCUCAACACUUGGACAAAAGCUUACACUUGAUCAUAUUAAUAUACCCCCGAGAGACUGCUCAGACCACCUGCUCCGAGGAGAAACAAAAAGCGGAGUGUACCAAGUGACCCCUGACAUCCGUAGCAAAGCCUUCCCAGUGUUCUGUGACAUGGAGCUGGGUGGAGGAGGAUGGACCCUCGUGCAGCGCCGUCUGGACGGCAGCGUGAGCUUCAACCGCACCUGGGCUGAGUACCGAUCAGGCUUCGGGGAGCUGGACGGAGGAGAGUUUUGGCUGGGUAACAAUAUGAUCCACCUGCUGACCCGGGACAGGGACAUGGUGCUGCGGGUGGAGCUGGAGGAUUUUGACGCAGUGAUGGAGUAUGCAGAGUACGAGCAGUUCAAGGUGGCAAGUGAGCGUCUGCGCUACAGGCUGACAGUAGGAGGUUACUCUGGUACCGCGGGUGAUGCUCUCCGCUUCAGCAAAACUUAUGAUCACAACAACAGGCCGUUCACCACCCCGGACAGGGACAACGACCGCUAUCCUUCCGGGAACUGCGGGGCCUACUACAGCUCCGGCUGGUGGUUUGAUGCCUGCAUGGCUGCAAACCUCAACGGGAGAUACUACGUGGGAACGUACACUGGAGUCCGGGAUGGGAUUUUCUGGGGGACGUGGCAUAAUAUAUCGACAGAGUAUUACCCCACCAGUGACAGACGGUCUUUUAAAACUGUCAGGAUGAUGAUCAGACCAAAAGGCUUUGCACCAUGAGCUGCGAGUCUGUCUGGGCAUGUUUGAAAACAAAAUAAACACAAAGGGUGUAACUGCUAACUCAAACCAUAAGCUCCUGAGGUGCCCCUUUCAGUUUUAAUAAAACCUAUCAUAAUCUCCACACAGUUGUUGUUCACCAUUUACACAAUACUGCCGCCUUGUGGUGGCUGAUUUUGCAAUAGCCUACUGGUUUGUAUACAAGUUAAUGACAAUAACUGAGGAUGUA